GCAUGAGGAAAAUACAACAUCAACACUCUCACCUCGUCGGUUAUCAAGAUGUCUCUCACACACAUGAACCUACUCCUCAUUUUAGGAGUUGCGAUUUUCGCAGCUCCAUCCCUAGCCGAUUUUCAUUCUCACCCGCCAAUUCACAAGCCUCCCGUUUAUACACCACCCGUUCACAAACCACCAAUUCACAAGCCUCCCGUUUAUACACCACCCGUUCACAAGCCACCAGUUUAUACACCACCCGUUCACAAACCACCUUCCGAAUAUAAACCUCCGGUGGAAGCAACCAACUCCGUGACUGAAGAUCAUUACCCUAUUCACAAGCCACCAGUGUACAAACCACCUGUUCAGAAGCCAGCACCAGAGCAGAAACCACCCGUUCACAAGCCACCAAUUCACAAACCACCGGUUCACAACACUCCCUCCUUAACCGAUGAUCAUUACCCGGCCCAUCCUAUUCAUAAACCACAACCGAUUCACAGGCCACCGGUUCACAAGCCACCAACAGAGCAUAAACCUCCGGUUCACGAGCCAGCGACAGGGGAGCACAAGCCGAGCCCGGUGUACCAACCACCGAAGACUGAGAAGCCUGUGCCAGAACAUAAGCCACCACACUUGCCACCAAUCGUCGUGAGGCCACCGCCUACACAUAAGCCUAAUCCUCCAUACGGUCACCACCCUGGACACCCUCCAGUUGAGAAUACCGGAAACUAAGACGUCAUGUAGUGUAAUUACAAUAAAUAAGAACUGCUGAAAAUAAUAAUGUUACGAGUGUAUGUAUCUAUAAGCUCAUUACCUCUUAUGUUUCGGCUAAAAUAGGUUAUGAGCAAGUAGUACUAUAUGCUGUAAUAAAUCAGUGUAUGAGUUAUCCAUGUAUUACACAUUUACUGUUGCUAUCUAGCAAAAGUUAUACAUGCAUGGACGUGUUUUCAAGGACUUAUAUAUUCUGCAUGCAAAGAUUUGCUCA
Molecule: messenger RNA, 967 nt
Organism: Daucus carota subsp. sativus
Lineage: Eukaryota; Viridiplantae; Streptophyta; Magnoliopsida; Apiales; Apiaceae
Product: proline-rich 33 kDa extensin-related protein
Exons: 1
Coding region: 49-714 (221 amino acids)
Molecular function (GO): structural constituent of cell wall
Source: RefSeq, a predicted model, not a curated record